Messenger RNA from Urocitellus parryii (Arctic ground squirrel), 4867 nucleotides. It is a transcript of the gene Gapvd1, whose product is annotated as GTPase activating protein and VPS9 domains 1. Gene Ontology annotation, biological process: vesicle-mediated transport; regulation of GTPase activity. Gene Ontology annotation, cellular component: cytosol; endocytic vesicle. NCBI's taxonomy places the organism in Eukaryota, Metazoa, Chordata, Mammalia, Rodentia, Sciuridae. The record is from RefSeq and is a predicted model, not a curated record. Gene Ontology annotation, molecular function: guanyl-nucleotide exchange factor activity; small GTPase binding.
CGCCGCAGGACGCAGGGAAGCCGACAAGCGAGCGGCAGCGGCGGUGGUGGUUCGCGGCAAGGGCGACGGCUCUGUGGCCGAGUGGCCGUCCGACGCGGACCUCGGUGCCCUCUUCCGCAUGCGUCCGUCGUGAUUGAUUUUUGUACCUUUUUCACGUUUGAAAAUGGUGAAGCUCGAUAUUCAUACUUUGGCACAUCACCUCAAGCAGGAGCGCUUAUAUGUAAACUCUGAGAAACAGCUCAUUCAGAGGCUCAAUGCGGAUGUACUUAAGACAGCUGAAAAGUUGUAUCGURCAGCAUGGAUUGCAAAGCAACAGAGAAUUAAUUUGGAUCGGCUUAUCAUAACCAGUGCUGAAGCUUCCCCUGCUGAAUGUUGCCAGCAUGCCAAGAUUUUGGAAGAUACACAGUUUGUUGAUGGUUAUAAGCAGUUAGGAUUUCAGGAGACUGCUUAUGGAGAAUUCUUGAGUAGAUUAAGGGAGAAUCCUCGUCUUAUUGCCUCCUCUUUGGUUGCUGGAGAAAAACUUAAUCAGGAGAACACACAAAGUGUUAUUUACACAGUUUUUACCUCUCUAUAUGGCAAUUGUAUUAUGCAAGAAGAUGAAAGCUACCUCCUUCAGGUUUUGCGAUACUUGAUUGAAUUUGAACUUAAAGAAAGUGACAACCCCAGGCGACUUUUGAGGAGAGGAACUUGUGCCUUCAGCAUCUUAUUUAAACUUUUUUCCGAGGGACUCUUUUCUGCGAAACUUUUCCUCACAGCUACUUUACACGAGCCAAUCAUGCAACUGCUUGUUGAAGAUGAAGAUCACCUGGAAACAGAUCCAAACAAGUUAAUUGAGAGAUUCUCCCCUUAUCAACAGGAAAAACUCUUUGGAGAGAAAGGCUCAGAUAGAUUUAGGCAAAAGGUUCAAGAGAUGGUAGAAUCCAAUGAGGCCAAACUGGUGGCGUUGGUGAACAAAUUUAUUGGUUAUCUCAAACAGAAUACAUAUUGCUUUCCACAUAGUUUGAGGUGGAUUGUGUCACAAAUGUACAAAACUCUUUCCUGUGUAGACAGACUGGAAGUCGGAGAGGUCAGGGCAAUGUGUACUGAUCUCCUCUUGGCUUGCUUUAUUUGUCCUGCAGUUGUCAAUCCAGAACAGUAUGGCAUAAUUUCUGAUGCUCCUAUUAAUGAAGUGGCAAGAUUUAAUCUAAUGCAGGUUGGCCGCCUUCUGCAGCAGUUAGCAAUGACUGGCUCUGAAGAGGGAGAUCCUCGGACAAAAAGCAGCCUUGGAAAAUUUGACAAAAGCUGUGUUGCUGCUUUCCUUGAUGUUGUGAUUGGGGGCCGUGCAGUGGAGACCCCUCCAAUGUCCUCUGUUAAUCUUCUGGAAGGGUUGAGCAGAACUGUGGUUUAUAUAACCUACAGUCAGCUUAUUACUCUGGUAAAUUUCAUGAAGAGUGUGAUGUCUGGAGAUCAACUGAGAGAAGAUAGAAUGGCUCUUGACAAUUUAUUGGCAAAUCUACCCCAGGCUAAGCCAGGAAAAAGCAGCAGUUUAGAAAUGACUCCUUAUAGUACCCCUCAGCUCUCCCCAGCAACCACUCCAGCAAAUAAAAAGAAUCGAUUACCUAUAGGACAACAGUUAGCAGCCAUCACUGCCUGGGAUUCCUCAGCCACCAAUCUUACUGCUCAUAUUACACUAGUAACCCCAUUUGCAACUCGGAGCAGAAGCCGCACUAAUAUGCUAAUGGACCUACAUAUGGACCAUGAAGGAUCAUCUCAAGAAACCAUCCAGGAGGUCCAACCAGAAGAAGUGUUGGUCAUUUCUUUAGGGACAGGUCCCCAGCUUACUCCAGGGAUGAUGUCAGAAAAUGAGGUCCUAAACAUGCAGCUUUCUGAUGGAGGACAAGGAGAUGUCCCUGUUGAUGAAAACAAACUCCACGGUAAACCUGAUAAAACCUUGCGCUUUUCCCUCUGCAGUGAUAAUCUGGAAGGCAUAUCUGAAGGUCCUUCAAAUCGGUCCAAUUCAGUGUCCUCUCUAGACCUGGAAGGAGAGUCUGUAUCAGAACUUGGAGCAGGACCUUCUGGGAGUAAUGGAGUUGAAGCUCUACAGCUCUUAGAACAUGAACAAGCUACGACACAAGAUAAUCUUGAUGAUAAGCUAAGGAAGUUUGAGAUUCGUGACAUGAUGGGACUAACAGAUGAUAGGGACAUAUCAGAAACAGUGAGUGAGACCUGGAGUACAGAUGUCUUGGGAAGUGACUUUGACCCUAACAUCGAUGAAGAUCGCUUGCAAGAAAUUGCAGGUGCAGCCGCGGAGAACAUGUUAGGCAGUUUGCUGUGCCUCCCAGGUUCAGGGUCAGUACUUCUUGACCCCUGCACUGGUUCUACCAUCUCAGAGACAACAAGUGAAGCUUGGAGCGUAGAGGUACUACCAAGUGACUCAGAGGCCCCGGACCUAAAGCAGGAGGAGCGUCUACAAGAGCUGGAGAGCUGUUCUGGACUGGGCAGCACAUCUGAUGAUACGGAUGUCAGGGAGGUCAGUUCCCGCCCCAGCACACCAGGCCUCAGUGUCGUGUCGGGUAUAAGUGCAACCUCUGAGGAUAUUCCUAAUAAGAUUGAAGACCUAAGAUCUGAGUGUAGCUCUGAUUUUGGGGGUAAAGAUUCUGUCACUAGUCCAGACAUGGAUGAAAUAACUCAUGGCGCCCAUCAGCUGACCUCUCCUCCUUCUCAGGCAGAGUCUCUGCUCGCCAUGUUUGAUCCUCUGUCUUCACAUGAAGGGGCUUCUGCUGUAGUAAGGCCAAAGGUUCACUAUGCCAGGCCAUCACAUCCACCCCCAGACCCCCCGAUCCUGGAAGGAGCAGUGGGAGGAAAUGAGGCCAGGUUGCCCAACUUUGGUUCCCACAUGUUAACUCCAGCUGAAAUGGAGGCUUUUAAGCAAAGACAUUCUUACCCUGAGAGACUAGUUCGCAGCAGGAGCUCUGAUAUAGUAUCUUCUGUCCGGAGACCCAUGAGUGACCCCAGCUGGAACCGUCGUCCAGGGAAUGAAGAGCGAGAACUCCCUCCAGCUGCAGCCAUUGGUGCUACUUCUUUGGUGGCUGCACCUCACUCAUCAUCGUCGUCCCCGAGUAAGGACUCUUCAAGAGGAGAGAUUGAAGAACGCAAAGAUAGUGAUGACGAGAAGUCAGACAGGAACAGACCUUGGUGGAGAAAACGUUUUGUUUCAGCCAUGCCUAAAGCUCCUAUACCAUUUAGAAAGAAAGAAAAACAAGAAAAAGACAAAGAUGAUCUGGGGCCUGACAGAUUCUCAACACUCACAGAUGAUCCCAGCCCUAGGCUCACUGCACAAGCUCAGGUUGCUGAGGAUAUUCUGGACAAAUACCGGAAUGCCAUUAAACGGACCAGCCCCAGUGAAGGAGCAAUGGCAAACUAUGAAAAUGCAGAGGUCAUGGGUGAUGGUGAAAGUGCUCAUGAUUCUCCUCGGGAUGAAACACUACAGAACAUCUCAGCUGAUGAUCUCCCAGACUCUGCGAGCCAAGCAGCCCACCCUCAGGAUUCAGCUUUUUCUUAUAGAGAUGCGAAAAAGAAACUGAGGCUUGCUCUUUGCUCUGCGGACUCUGUUGCCUUCCCAGUGUUAACCCAUUCAACAAGAAACGGAUUACCAGACCAUACAGACCCAGAAGACAAUGAAAUUGUAUGCUUCUUAAAAGUUCAGAUAGCUGAAGCAAUUAAUUUACAAGAUAAGAACUUAAUGGCUCAACUUCAAGAAACAAUGCGUUGUGUAUGCCGUUUUGAUAAUAGGACAUGUAGGAAACUGCUGGCAUCCAUUGCUGAGGACUACAGGAAAAGAGCCCCAUAUAUCGCUUACCUCACUCGCUGUCGACAAGGACUGCAGACUACGCAGGCUCACCUGGAGAGGCUCUUGCAAAGGGUUUUACGGGACAAAGAGGUAGCCAAUCGAUAUUUUACCACUGUCUGUGUGAGGUUACUGCUUGAGAGCAAAGAAAAGAAGAUCAGGGAAUUCAUUCAAGAUUUUCAGAAACUCACAGCAGCUGAUGAUAAAACUGCUCAGGUAGAAGAUUUUCUACAGUUUCUUUAUGGUGCAAUGGCCCAGGAUGUCAUAUGGCAAAAUGCAAGUGAAGAGCAGCUGCAGGAUGCUCAGCUGGCCAUCGAACGAAGUGUGAUGAAUCGCAUUUUCAAGCUUGCCUUCUACCCUAAUCAGGAUGGGGAUAUCCUUCGUGAUCAGGUUCUUCAUGAACAUAUCCAGAGAUUGUCUAAAGUAGUGACUGCAAAUCACAGAGCUCUUCAGAUCCCAGAGGUUUAUCUUCGGGAAGCACCGUGGCCAUCUGCACAAUCAGAAAUCAGGACAAUAAGUGCUUAUAAAACCCCCCGGGACAAAGUGCAGUGCAUCCUGAGAAUGUGCUCUACAAUUAUGAACCUCCUGAGCCUGGCCAAUGAGGACUCUGUCCCUGGAGCUGAUGACUUUGUUCCUGUGUUGGUGUUUGUGUUGAUAAAGGCAAACCCACCUUGCCUGCUGUCCACUGUGCAGUACAUCAGCAGCUUCUAUGCCAGCUGUCUGUCUGGAGAAGAGUCCUAUUGGUGGAUGCAGUUCACAGCAGCAGUAGAAUUCAUUAAAACCAUUGAUGACCGAAAGUGACCAAGACAAAGGCCCACCAUGGCAGCAGACUGUUAGUCAGGCAAACAGAUCUCUAAGAAAAUGCAGCAGCUGCUUUGAAGGCUGAAGAUUGUUUUUGUAUAAUAUUGUACAGCAUUCAGACAUUUUAAAACAGAUCUUUACUAAAACAGAUUAAUGAGCUAACAAGCAGGUUCUCUUUUCUUUGGGCUCUUUUCCUUUCUAAGUUGCAUAUUUAAUUUUCUUGUCCCCAAGUAGAGAAUA